Brettanomyces bruxellensis is the source of this 1293-nucleotide messenger RNA. RefSeq lists its product as uncharacterized. The record is from RefSeq and is a predicted model, not a curated record. NCBI's taxonomy places the organism in Eukaryota, Fungi, Ascomycota, Pichiomycetes, Pichiales, Pichiaceae. Gene Ontology annotation, cellular component: endoplasmic reticulum; endoplasmic reticulum membrane. Bases 1 to 1293 code for a protein of 430 amino acids. Gene Ontology annotation, biological process: budding cell apical bud growth; 'de novo' protein folding. The transcript has a single exon.
AUGCUUUCUAAGGCAAGCUUUAUAGGCCUACUACUUCUCAGCCUCAAGCUGCAACCACUUGCUUAUGCUGCAGUUGCUGAUGACACGACAACCACAGCAGCGGCAGCAGAUACCACGACAACGGCAGAAGCAGCAGCAGCAGCAGCAGCAGAAACUACAGAUACAACUACAGCAGUAGCAGCAGCAGCAGCGGAAACGACUGAUACUACUACAGCAGCAGUAGCAGCAGCAGCAGCAGCGGAAACGACUGAUACAACUACAGCAGUAGCAGCAGCAGCAGCGGAAACGACUGAUACUACUACAGCAGCAGUAGCAGCAGCAGCAGCAGCAGAAACUACAGAUACAACUACAGCAGCAGCAGCAGCAGCAGAAACUACAGAUACAACUACAGCAGCAGCUGCUGCUGCAACAACUGUUGAUACAGCAACAGAGGCUGCAACGACUGCAGAUUCAAGCACUGCAUCAAGCGACUCAGCAGAUUCCACGGCCACUGCCAAUGGUGCCGAAAACGGAGACACGAGCGGUGCCACAAUUGUUGGAACGUGGACAUCAAAGUCGAACGCUGUUUUUACAGGGCCAGGCUUCUAUGACCCAGUUGAUGAACUCUUGAUCGAGCCUGCUCUCACUGGUAUCUCUUACAGCUUUACCGAGGACGGAUUCUUCGAGGAGGCCCUUUACCAGGUGACGCCGAACCCACAGAACCAUUCAUGUGCCGCUGCAGCAUUGAUCUUCCAGCAUGGAACUUACGAGGUGGCCAGCUCGGGCAAGCUUACUCUCACACCGUUUGCCGUUGAUGGAAGACAACUUCUCUCCGAGCCUUGCAGUGAUAAUGGCGUUUCGACAUACUCUAGGUACAAUCAGACCGAGAUUUUCAAGGGCUUCAGUAUCUACGUUGACUCCUAUCAUGGAAGAUACAGAUUGAACUUGGUGGAGAGUAACGGUGAGUACAUGAGACCUCUUUAUUUGGCAUACAGACCUCCGCAGAUGCUUCCGACAAUGACUUUGAACCCUACCGACUCUCCAGACAGCACCACUGUUGUUGGAACUGGCGGUGGCUCUAGUUCUGCAGCAUCUGCAUCUGCAUCUGCAUCUGCUGCAAAAGUGAAAAGAGACGGUGCACGUGUGAUAGGUACAGCAAAGCCAGCUGGCCUUUCUCAAAGGGUGAAAAGAUCACUUCAGAAUAGAUACAGGACAAAUGCCGUCAAGCAGCCUGCCUUCAAUUAUAAUUUUUGGUGGUGGGUUUUUGUGGAUAUGAUUAUUGGAGGCGGCCUACUUUUUGUCUUCGCACAUUGA